AUGAGGGCAUUUAAACGGUACGGUACUUUUCCUGUUCGAGUAAACUUGGAAACAGCGGACAACGAUACCUCUUGCGACCACGUCGUAAAGUCUUCAUGCAACGAACUCGAUCAAGCGAGGUAUCUUGGCGUGUUGAGAGCACACAACCACAAACUGCAAACCACCACUGAGGACCUGAUCAUACUCUUUAGAGCAUGGCAAGUGGAAAAAAUCGCACAUCAGCAGUGUCCCGCGCCGUCAGAUCCGCUACGGCUACGGCACACAGUUACCGAUCGCGGCUCGGCUUGUUCUUUUCAAAACUAA
Ascochyta rabiei is the source of this 303-nucleotide messenger RNA. RefSeq lists its product as uncharacterized. The transcript has a single exon. Lineage: Eukaryota; Fungi; Ascomycota; Dothideomycetes; Pleosporales; Didymellaceae. The record is from RefSeq and is a predicted model, not a curated record. Bases 1 to 303 code for a protein of 100 amino acids.